UAGCCAUCACACAGUCAUUCAGGCACCGCCCACCGCCCACUUGCCCCAUCGACCAUCGUCGCCACUACCAAGUGCGUAUACCUUCCACACCAUCUCCCCUCACCAUUCCCAACAACAUCAAUCGUCAACCAAAUAUUGAUACAGACGAUGAAAUUCCUUGCCACUACCGCCCUCAUCGGCGCUGCGACCGCUGCUGUUGCUCCUCAGCAGCAUGUCUUCAAGAACCCGCUCCACCAAGAGCCGAUCGUUGGUGACUCCAAGGCAACGCCUUCCUGGAGCUCAUUGCUCGGUCCGCUGGCGGAGAGCAUGAAUAACAUGGGCGCUGAGGCGAAGGCCGUCUGGGACGAGGUGACGAUGAUGUUCCCCGAGCAGAUGAGCAAGGCAAACCUCCUGUCGUCUCCGAAGCCAAGCAAGAAGAGACCGGAUAGCACAUGGGACUACAUCGUGAAGGGUGCCGAUGUACAAGGUGUUAAGAUUAUGAAUGCGAAUGGCGAGGAGGAGAGGGCUAUCGAUGGCAACCUUGAAUCGUACAACCUGAGAGCUAAGCACGUUGACCCAAAGAAACUGGGCGUUGAUACUGUGAAACAGUACAGCGGUUAUUUGGAUGACGAGGAGAACGAUAAGCAUCUCUUCUACUGGUUCUUUGAGUCUCGCAAUGAUCCGGUCAACGACCCCGUCGUUCUCUGGCUCAACGGCGGCCCAGGCUGCUCAUCCCUCACUGGCCUCUUCCUUGAGCUUGGCCCAUCAUCCAUCGAUAAGGACCUUAAGCUUCACAAUAACCCAUACUCUUGGAACGCCAAUGCAUCUGUCAUCUUCCUCGACCAGCCCGUUAACGUCGGUUACUCCUACAGCGGUGGCUCUGUCAGCAACACCGUUGCCGCAGGAAAGGACGUAUAUGCACUACUCACCCUCUUCUUCCAGCAAUUCCCGCAGUAUGCGAAGCAGGACUUCCACAUCGCUGGAGAGUCAUAUGCCGGCCACUACAUCCCAGUUUUUACCUCCGAGAUUCUCUCGCACAAGAAGCGCAACAUCAACCUGAAGUCGGUUCUCAUCGGCAAUGGCUUGACUGAUGGUUUGACCCAGUACGAGUACUACAGGCCUAUGGCCUGCGGUGAUGGUGGCUGGCCAGCUGUUCUCAAGGAGAGCGAGUGCCAGUCUAUGGACAACUCCCUUGCACGCUGCCAGUCUUUGAUUGAAAGCUGCUACCAAAGCGAGAGCGUCUGGUCUUGCGUCCCUGCCAGCAUCUACUGUAACAACGCGAUGAUGGGUCCUUACCAGCGCACUGGACAGAACGUGUACGACGUGCGCAGCAAGUGUGAGGACAGCUCCAACCUGUGCUACUCUGCCCUUGGGUGGAUCUCUGAAUUCCUCAACAAGAAGGAGGUACAGGCUGAGCUUGGUGUCGAGGUCUCCUCGUACGACUCGUGCAACUUUGACAUCAACCGCAACUUCCUGUUCCAGGGUGACUGGAUGAAGCCCUUCCACCGCCUGGUCCCGAGCAUCCUCGAGCAGAUUCCAGUGCUUAUCUAUGCUGGUGACACCGACUUCAUCUGCAACUGGCUCGGUAACCGCGCCUGGACUGAUAAGCUCGAGUGGAACGGACACAAGGACUACAAGUCUGCUGAGACGAAGGAUCUAAAGAUGGGCGAGGAGAAGACAGGGACUGUUAAGUCGAGCGGGAACCUCACAUUCAUGAGGAUCUUCGCCGCUGGACACAUGGUGCCAAUGAACCAACCCGAGCCCAGCUUGGAUUUCUUCAACAGGUGGAUCGGUGGUGAGUGGUUCAACAACUAAAUUGUUGUGGACCAUAUAUAGUCGAUUGAUUUGGGUUUGGAAGGUGUUGGUGAUUUAGGAUACUUUGGACAUAACAUGAUUUGCAUUAUUUUUAAAUUACAUCGUCUGCUGCCAUUAUUUGAGUAUAGUUGAACUGUAUUGUGAGUGCUACCUCCGUCAAUAUUUAGCGCUUGUGGAACGGAUAAUCACGUGGCUACACAAUAUACUGUCAAAAAUAUAUUUACAGCAUGAUUACCAUAGUAUAACACUGUAGUUAAUCCGGAUACCGUUUUCAAGUAAACUUUGGUUUCUGACCUCGCCGGAACUGGUCUACUUGUCAUCCCCAAUGCCAUUUCAUCGAGUUAUUGCCAAUAGUCAGCGCUUACCUCUCGGGCAUAUUUUACGUGGUGCUUGAAAGAAUAGAGAAUGUAAGAAGAGUUACUACGAGCGAUUGAAGGUGCACAAAACGUUACGGAGGAACCGAGCGGUGUUGCACACGGCGGCAGGUCAGCUAAUCCCGCGGAGUUUUGGACAAUUGAUCCGUAGCCCACAAUUCCGUCUGGAGAGACAGAACCACAAUCACAUAGAACA
Pseudogymnoascus destructans is the source of this 2364-nucleotide messenger RNA. RefSeq lists its product as uncharacterized. The coding region runs from base 148 to 1794 and encodes 548 amino acids. Gene Ontology annotation, biological process: proteolysis. The transcript has 2 exons. NCBI's taxonomy places the organism in Eukaryota, Fungi, Ascomycota, Leotiomycetes, Thelebolales, Thelebolaceae. Gene Ontology annotation, molecular function: serine-type carboxypeptidase activity. Gene Ontology annotation, cellular component: fungal-type vacuole. The record is from RefSeq and is a predicted model, not a curated record.